UAUGCCUUUGAAAUCCCACUUCAGACCUCCAAUUCCAACGAUAUUGUAUUAUUGUACCAUAUCUCUCGGUCAACACAUCGCCGGAGUGAGGGGCUCUCGUCACCGGAAAUCUCCUCCCGACCUCCGCCAUGGGAGAUAACUCCUCCGAUGCAACUGGACUUCAGUCUAUCCGCUGCAAAGCUGCUGUCUGCCGAAAGCCUGGAGAGCCGCUAGUGAUUGAGGAGAUAAUUGUGGCGCCGCCUAAGGCUGGUGAAGUUCGUAUUCGGAUAAUAUGUACCUCUUUGUGUCACAGCGAUCUCAUCUUCUGGAAAUUGAAGGAUCCUCCGGGGUUUUUUCCUAGAAUUCUUGGCCACGAGGCUAUCGGAGUGGUUGAGAGUGUAGGAAAGGAUGUUACUGAAGUUAAGGAAGGAGAUACAGUAAUCCCAACCUUCAUGGCUGACUGUGGGGAGUGUAAAGAUUGCUUGUCAAGUAAAAGCAAUCUGUGUACAAAUUUUCCUUUCAGUCUGUCUCCGGGAAUGCCUCGAUAUGGGACAAACAGAUUCACAGAUUUAAAUGGAGAGGUUAUUCAUCAUCUUUUGUUUGUAUCAAGUUUCACUGAAUACACAGUGGUAGAUAUCGUCAACGUAACCAAAGUAGAUCCUGCAAUCCCUCCAAACAGGGCAUGUCUUCUUAGUUGUGGGGUAACAACAGGGGUUGGUGCGGCAUGGAGAACAGCAAAUGUAGAGAAGGGAUCCACUGUUGCCAUAUUUGGACUAGGGUCCAUAGGUUUGGCUGUUGCUGAAGGAGCAAGACUAUGCGGAGCAAGCCGGAUUAUUGGUAUCGAUAUCAACCCAGAUAAGUUUGAAACUGCAAAAAAGUUUGGAGUCACUGAGUUUGUUAAUUCCAAAACUCUUGGCGAUAAAUCUGUGAGCCAGGUGAUUAUUGAAAUGACUGAUGGAGGUGCAGACUAUUGCUUUGAAUGUGUGGGAGCGGCUUCCUUAGUUCAAGAAGCAUUUACAUGCUGCAGACAGGGUUGGGGAAAAACAAUUGUAUUAGGAGUAGACAAGCCUGGAACAGUAUUGAAUUUUAGCUCUUAUGAUAUCCUUCAUCGUGGGAAGACGAUUAUGGGAUCCUUAUUUGGAGGGACAAAGCCCAAAUCAGAUAUUCCCACUCUUCUAAAGUGGUACACAGAUAAGAAACUUGAGCUGGAUAAAUUUGUGACACACGAAGUGGGUUUUGAAGAUAUCAAUGAAGCAUUCAAUUUGCUAAUUGAAGGAAAGUCAUUGAGAUGUGUGAUUUGGAUGAACAAUUGAGCAACCACCUCACAUGCAUUGGUUUCAUCGUUAUUUGUCAGCAACUAUAUCCAUUUAAAAUAAAAUCCUUAUAACCUUAUUUUAAUUAAAUAAACUGUUCUUUUCUUUUCCCCUUUUCUUUAAAAAAUUAAAUAAAGUGUUCCUUUAGUUAAGUGUU
Messenger RNA from Benincasa hispida (wax gourd), 1449 nucleotides. RefSeq names its product alcohol dehydrogenase-like 7. Gene Ontology annotation, biological process: formaldehyde catabolic process. Lineage: Eukaryota; Viridiplantae; Streptophyta; Magnoliopsida; Cucurbitales; Cucurbitaceae. The record is from RefSeq and is a predicted model, not a curated record. Gene Ontology annotation, molecular function: S-(hydroxymethyl)glutathione dehydrogenase [NAD(P)+] activity; alcohol dehydrogenase (NAD+) activity; zinc ion binding. Gene Ontology annotation, cellular component: cytosol.